GAAGAAAAUCUGUCGUUGGUGCGUAAUUCUAAGCUAAAUGCGGAAGAGCUACGAAAAGUCCGUGCGAAUGAACAGAGCGAGCGUACGGCUAAUGUGCAGCUCACGACGAAAGUGGAUGAUUUGCAGCACACACUGCAACUUCGCGAUCUCGAAAUCAUCAAGCUGCUUGACAAAAAUGAGAUGCUCAGUCAUCUGAACAAAACUCUGGAAGAAGAAAGUAGGGCUUUAGCACAACAGAUCAGCCAUCUGCUUGCGCAAAAUCAAAGCUUGCUUGUUCGAGCGCUUAACGACAAGGAUAGUUAUCAUGCUGAACAACAAGAAUUUCAGGAAAAAUUGACAGUGUUGCAUCGGCAUAAGGAAAAAUUAGAAGAAAAAAUUAUGGAGCAAUACCAUAUGUUGGAACAUAAAAAAGAGGGAGUAAAAGAGAAGCCAACAUUUGUGAGACGAGCCGCCAAAGCAAUUAUUCCCAAGUCAUCCGGGUCCCGGAAGUCCUCGCUCAGUGGUCAUAUGUCAGCUGAAAGGAUGGCCAAUGGUGGAUCAACCACUACGGAGGAAAGUAGUGUCUAUUCGGCAGAUGAAGCCUUGACCACAGCAACAACAGCGGCAGCCCAGAGGUCUCCGUUUACGACAUGCAGAAACGGUCAGUUGCCAGGAAACAAUAAUCAUUUCAAGAAGCACCUAACCACUGUUCAGAACGAUACCAUAUUGUUCGCUGAUGAAACUAUGUUAAAUGGGGACAGGCCUUAA
Messenger RNA from Gongylonema pulchrum, 747 nucleotides. NCBI's taxonomy places the organism in Eukaryota, Metazoa, Nematoda, Chromadorea, Rhabditida, Gongylonematidae. The record is from the annotation of a GenBank genome assembly.